AUGGAUAUCAUUGUCUCACCUAACAAAAAACCCAACUCAGCCAUGGAUACCAUUGCCUCACCUAACAUAAAACCCAACUCAGUCAUAGAUACCACUGCAUCACCUGACAAAAAACCCAACUCAGAAACCAAGCAAACCUCCUUUGAUGACCUCUCAAAUGACUUGUUACUAGAGAUCCUCCAUAGACUUCCUCUAAAACCAGCUCACCGCUUCAAGUGCAUUUCCAAGAGAUGGGGCUAUUUAAUUUCUCAACCCCAAUUUGCUCAACGUUUUAUUCAAAGAAUGAAACUCUUGUUCCCAUUACAAUCACCACCUUUUUCACUGUUCUUUCAGUGUUACUCUCCAGAACCAUUUCCAAUUGAGUUCAAACAAUUUCAUAGGGACUCAAACUUUAGAUCCUCCAACUUUUUCUUCAAUUUUCUUCCUCCCAAUCCAAAACCCCCCAUUUACUUGGGAUCGAGUAAUGGAUUGGUGUUGUGCUCCACAACAAUCUUGUAUCAAAAGGAUUACUAUGUUUGCAAUCCACUCACUGGGAAAUGGGUCUUUCUUCCAUGGCCCCCUUACUUCGAUAAAUAUGUCCUUGCUGGAUUUGUAUGCUAUGCUUCCUAUGAUGACAUUGACACCAUUAAUACUCAAUUCAAGGUUGUGCGAGUCACUCCUGGCGGUAUAAAUCAGAUACGAGCAGGUCAACUCUGUGUGGAGAUAUUCAGUUCCGACACUAGUGAAUGGAAACAACUUAUAGUGCACUGUGAAGGUCUUCAAGAUGUGGCUGAUGUUACCAUGUUUCAGACACACCCAAUUCUUGCCCACAAUGAUGUCGUGCAUUGGGUGAACCAUUACAGUGGAAAGAUUCUUGCUUGUGAUCCUAAUGAUGAACAUGGUAAAUGUCGUCUCAUUGAUCUUCCAAAUGACCCAGAUGGAAUGUAUCAACACAAAUGCUUAUCAGUGUGCCAAGGGCGUCUGCAGUGCCUGAUUAUAUGUGAAGAGGUAUGUCAACAUAUGAUUCACCGAUGGGAAUUCCUCGAGGACGAGGACUACAUUGCUGGGAAAUGGUCCUUGGUGGCAAGGAUUCCUGUGUGCAAAAGUAAUCAGCUAUUGAGAGUGAUAGCUACUCACCCAGUUGAUCCAAUGAUCUUAUAUUUGCGGAAGUCAAAACGCAUUGUCUUGUUGAAUGGACACACUGAAGAAACGGAUGUGGUUCAUUAUUUUGCUGAGGAUCAAUUUGGAUGUUAUGAUGCUAUGAUAAAUGCCUUCCAGUUUGUACUUCAGUGGUGGCCAACCCCAGUUCCAGAAUUGCAUAAAGGGAUAACAGUUGGAGAACGUAGCGUCUUUGAUGGUGGGGAGGGUGUAAUUGAUAAGCACAGUGACCUCUCUCACAUGAGUCCCUUUUAA
Molecule: messenger RNA, 1392 nt
Organism: Quercus robur (English oak)
Lineage: Eukaryota; Viridiplantae; Streptophyta; Magnoliopsida; Fagales; Fagaceae
Product: putative F-box protein At3g23970
Exons: 3
Coding region: 1-1392 (463 amino acids)
Molecular function (GO): protein binding
Source: RefSeq, a predicted model, not a curated record